UUUAAGUUUUGAGUGUUGACAUUUGACGUUUCAUAAAAAACCUAUAAAUUGCACAUUAGAAUGAAAAAUAUUUAUUAUUUUCAUUUCAUUUCAUGAAAUCACAUCAUUGGAUUGUAAUUUGUGCCAAAGUAUCCGUUUUCAGUGUUCACCAGCUUCAAGUUCAAACCUACUAAUAUUUGUGUUUUCUUAGUCAUCUUUUAAGUCAUAUUCAACGAAAUAUUAUUAGAAACUGAAUUUAACAAAUUUUUUAUUCAGAGAUGUGUUGGCAAAAGUGUAGUAUAAUUUAUCACAGAUACGGUGCAGUUUAAUGUAGGUAUGAGCCACGUGUGACCGCUGACGCACUUCGUGUCGCAGCGAGCUGACCGGGGCGGGCGCUGCGCACAUGUGGCGCUGGGCGCGCGCGCGGCUGGCGCUGGCGCUGGGCGCGGCGGCGCUGCUGCUGUGGGCGUGGCGCGGCGCGGGCGGCGGCGGCGGCGCGCCGGGCCGCGUGGCGGGCCGCGAGCUGCCGCUCAUCUUCAUCGGCGGCGUGCCGCGCUCGGGCACCACGCUCAUGCGCGCCAUGCUGGACGCUCACCCCGACGUGCGCUGCGGGCAGGAGACGCGCGUGGUGCCGCGCAUCCUGCAGAUGCGCCAGCACUGGAUGCGCUCGCAGAAGGAGAGCGUGCGCCUGGAGCAGGCGGGCGUGGGCAAGGCCGUGCUGGACAACGCCAUCGCCGCCUUCUGCCUGGAGGUGAUCGUGCGCCACGGCGAGCCGGCGCCGCGCCUGUGCAACAAGGACCCGCUGGUGCUGAAGAUGGGCACGUACGUGCUGGAGCUGUUCCCCAACGCCAAGUUCGUGUUCAUGGUGCGCGACGGGCGCGCCACGGUGCACUCCAUCAUCACGCGCAAGGUGACCAUCACGGGCUUCGACCUGUCGUCGUACCGGCAGUGCCUGGGCAAGUGGAACCACGCCGUGGAGCUGAUGCACGCGCAGUGCCGCGCGCUGGGCGCCGCGCGCUGCCUGCUGGUGCGCUACGAGGCGCUGGUGCUGGCGCCGGCCGCCACGCUGCGGCGCGUGCUGCGCUUCCUGCAGCUGCCGUGGAGCGACGCCGUGCUGCACCACGAGCAAUACAUCAACCAGCCGCACGGCGUGGCGCUGUCCAACGUGGAGCGCUCGUCCGACCAGGUGGUGCGGCCCGUCAACCUGGACGCGCUGGACAAGUGGGUGGGGCAGCUGCCGGCCGACGUGCGCGCCGACAUGGCGGAGCUGGCGCCCAUGCUGUCGGUGCUGGGCUACGACCCGUGGGCCAACCCGCCGCGCUACCAGGCGCUGCCGGACGCCGGCGCCUCCGAGCCGCCGCGGGAAGAAUCUCCUCCGCCCUAGUAUAAAUAUAUUUUAUCUCUUCUA
Bicyclus anynana (squinting bush brown) is the source of this 1387-nucleotide messenger RNA. RefSeq names its product protein-tyrosine sulfotransferase (gene Tpst). Lineage: Eukaryota; Metazoa; Arthropoda; Insecta; Lepidoptera; Nymphalidae. The record is from RefSeq and is a predicted model, not a curated record. Gene Ontology annotation, biological process: peptidyl-tyrosine sulfation. Gene Ontology annotation, molecular function: protein-tyrosine sulfotransferase activity. The transcript is spliced from 2 exons. The coding region runs from base 383 to 1363 and encodes 326 amino acids. Gene Ontology annotation, cellular component: Golgi apparatus.